AUGCCAUCCAACAAAAGGAAAGCGUUUUCAGAACUAUCGAACAAUGCAAAGACAAAAACGCUCCGAGGAAAGAAGGCUGAACACAGUGCUGUCAAGGAGAUCCUGUCCCAAAUAGACGACAUCCCAGGAGAUCAAGAGGAAGAGUAUGCCCUUGCCUCAAAGGAUGAAUUCGAUUGGGAAGACGAUGAUGACGAACCUAUCUCCUGGAAGAAGAUAAAGAGCCUGAUGCACUUACAGGACAAACUGGCAAGACUGUUGAGGCCGACUUGA
Messenger RNA from Fusarium verticillioides 7600, 270 nucleotides. RefSeq lists its product as hypothetical. The record is from RefSeq and is a predicted model, not a curated record. The coding region runs from base 1 to 270 and encodes 89 amino acids. Lineage: Eukaryota; Fungi; Ascomycota; Sordariomycetes; Hypocreales; Nectriaceae. The transcript has a single exon.